Molecule: messenger RNA, 1582 nt
Organism: Pistacia vera
Lineage: Eukaryota; Viridiplantae; Streptophyta; Magnoliopsida; Sapindales; Anacardiaceae
Product: 1-acyl-sn-glycerol-3-phosphate acyltransferase-like
Exons: 5
Coding region: 353-1297 (314 amino acids)
Biological process (GO): phosphatidic acid biosynthetic process
Cellular component (GO): membrane; endoplasmic reticulum
Molecular function (GO): 1-acylglycerol-3-phosphate O-acyltransferase activity
Source: RefSeq, a predicted model, not a curated record
AUUUAAGGUUGUGGUUCUAUCUUCUUUUUAUUUUGUUUUGUAGUGGUUUGUUUCUAUCCAUUUUCUCGGCUACCAAGCAGAAUGUUAUUCAUUGUUUCUAGACUUUUUCUCUUAUCUACCCAGUUUUUGACACAGUUGGUUAUUAUCUUUUCUCAAGUGAUCUCUGUUUUUUAUUCGAAUAUUCGUGUUAUUGGUUGACGUAGUACAAAUAUUUACAAGAGGUUCUGAUUUUCCCUCACUUUCUCAGCAGCUAAAUAGAUAGCUUUUUUCUUUAAGUUAUUGAUUGAAUUAAGUUCUUUAACGAUCGGUUUUGUUCUGGUUUGAUUCAGUGCAAUCUUUUGAGUUUUGACAUAUGGACAGCACCGGAAGUGAUUCUUUUCUGAGGAACAGAAGGUUUGAUAAUUUCUUCAACACAAGUUCUGAGCCUCAUGUGAAACAACCACCAAAAAUUCCAGUGAAACAAGUUGAACACAGGCCGCCGCGAACGAAUAAAGAAUGUGUUGAUAGUGAUGAUGAUGAUGGUGGAUGGUUCUGUGUGUUGAUAUCUUGGGUAAGAAUUGUCACUUGUUUUGUGACAAUGAUGGUCACAACCUUCAUCUGGGCACUGAUUAUGGUUCUGCUAUUACCUUGGCCUUAUAAGAGGAUUAGGCAAGGCAAUGUUUAUGGACAUGUUACUGGUAGAUUAUUGAUGUGGAUCUUGGGGAAUCCAAUAAAGAUUGAAGGUACUGAAUUCUCUAAUGAAAGGGCGAUAUACAUCAGUAAUCAUGCAUCUCCAAUAGACAUCUUCCUUAUAAUGUGGUUGACUCCCACGGGCACUGUUGGCAUUGCAAAGAAAGAGAUCAUAUGGUACCCUCUGUUUGGGCAACUUUAUGUUUUGGCCAAACAUAUCCGUAUAGAUCGCUCCAACCCCUCUGCAGCCAUUAAGUCAAUGAAAGAGGCAGCUCGUGCAGUUGUCGAAAACAAACUCUCUUUGAUCAUUUUUCCUGAGGGUACCAGGUCCAAAAACGGACGACUUCUUCCCUUCAAAAAGGGUUUUAUUCAUCUGGCACUGCAAUCCCGCCUCCCAAUAGUUCCAAUGGUCCUAACUGGUACUCAUCGGGCAUGGAGAAAUGGCAGUUUACAUGUUCGACCAACACCUAUUACCGUAAAGUAUCUCCCUCGAAUAAGUACCACUGAUUGGACAGCCAACAAGGUUGAUGACUACAUGACAAUGCUACGUGACAUAUACGUCAAAAACCUUCCUGAGCCUCAAAAGCCUCUUGUACAGGAAGGCACCAUAACUGGUUCCAAUUCUUAGCUCAGGUUUUUCUCUCCUGGGAUGAUACCCCUUGUUAAAAGCAAUUAUAAUCAUAGUCGAAUAGAUUAGCAGCGGUACCGAUGUAUCAUACUGCCGAUGCUCUUGCCGAAUAGUCUUUGUUCUAUAUAAAGCAUUCAUUUAUCCCAAUCAAUGGAGGAUGGUUCUUAUUUUCAUUAAAAUUUGUAGAGACUGUCAAAAUUAGAAGGGUCAGUUUCAGGACCUUGAAUGUCUUGUUUCUGUCAGUUUCUUGUUUACAUUAUUGUAUGAAUAUUAAAUAUUAAAUUA